Molecule: messenger RNA, 2386 nt
Organism: Eucalyptus grandis
Lineage: Eukaryota; Viridiplantae; Streptophyta; Magnoliopsida; Myrtales; Myrtaceae
Product: LEAF RUST 10 DISEASE-RESISTANCE LOCUS RECEPTOR-LIKE PROTEIN KINASE-like 2.5
Exons: 3
Coding region: 293-1381 (362 amino acids)
Biological process (GO): protein phosphorylation
Molecular function (GO): ATP binding; protein kinase activity
Source: RefSeq, a predicted model, not a curated record
CAUUUCGAUGACCAACGACUCCCAGCUCUUUACAAUGAUAUUAUGCAUCCCUUCAUUGAGCCUCCAUCGCAUUCCUCAUGAGCUCAAUUUUUCAUUGCAUCAUAUCAAACAGCGGAGAGACGAUUAAUUCUCUCGGAUCCACAUUUCUCUACCUUGUUUUACUUCUCAUAUUUCAUGUUCAACUACUAGGGACCAGCUGGGAUGCAAUGAUGAAUCACUUGUGUGCUGCUUCAUCCUGCGGCGGUAUCCACAACAUAAGCUAUUCAUUUCGAUUGAAAAUAACCGCACUGUUAUGUAUAUGUAUGCCGGCCGUUAUUAUGUGAAGUCAAUCAAUUACAGGCACCAUGUAGAAGAGCAUGAGUACUAUGGUUUCUACGGUGAUAUCACGUUGGUUGACAAUGAGUUGCAAAAGGAUAAUUGCUCAUCCCUCCCUUGUUACUCAUUAGCAAUCUCCAACUUCAGCCAACUUGAUUCCUACGAUCCAUACUAUCGUUCUGGUCUUCUCUCAGUAGCGUCGGUGACCUUCAUGAAGUGCUCAAAGAGGGUUGCUUCUGAUUCGCAUGUGGAUACCAAACCGUGUACCAAGGGAGCAUACUCUGUCGACACGCCUCCUAAUUUCUCCCAAAUGAAGGUGUACUCUUACGUUGUACAUGAGUUUGAUCUCCUAGCACGGGACAUCAAGGAUUCCUGCACAAUAACCAUGAUAGCAUUCGCACCAGGUUAUAUCCGAGAGCAGGAAGGUGAGUGGUAUAGUCGUGUGAGCUCACCAUACAAGGACCUCCACAACAUGAUGACCGACGGAUUCAAACUCUCUUAUGAGGUAGUCAAUCUGCGAGGAAGAACAUUUCGAUUAUGCUUCUUAGGUUUCAGCUACCAAGGGGCUGAGUGCAGUUUUUAUUACUCCCAAAAUUUAAAGGUAGAUGAGGUUACGCUACGUGCAGUUUUGGGUCUUGCCUUCGUCUUGGGCAACUUCCUCGGAGCAAAAUUUAUACUCGAAGCUCCAUGUGUGUUGAUCUUUUUAAUCUUUAAGUGGAGGAAAAGGCACCUAGCAUUGGAUGAAAAUAUCGAAGAAUUCUUACAAACUCAUAACAACUUUUUGCCUAUAAGGUACUCUUACUUUGAUAUUAAGAAAAUCACAAGGAAUUUCAAACACAAGUUAGGUGAAGGAGAAUACGGGUCUUUGUAUAAAGGAAUACUUAGAAGUAGCAAUGAAGUUGCUGUUAAGAUUUUGAACAAAUCAAAAUCUAAUGGCCAAGAUUUUAUAAGUGAAGUGGCUACAAUUGGAAGGAUCUAUCAUGUUAAUGUAGUGCAACUUGUUGGUUUUUGCUUUACAACUCUAAGCAAGCUCUCAUGUACAAUUUUAUGUCGAAUGGUUCUUUAGAUAAGCACAUUUUCCCUAAAGGCGACGACUAUUCUCUUGAUUAUAAGAAAAUAUAUGAGAUCUCUAUUGGUGUGGCUAGGAGGAUAGAAUAUCUUCUACAUAGAUGAUGUGAUAUGCAAAUUCUGCACUCUGAUAUCAAGCCUCACAAUAUUCUUCUGGAUCAAAAUUUCACUCCGAAAAUUUCUGACUUCGGGCUUGCAAAACUUUAUCCCGUGGAUCAAAAUAUAGUGUCAUUAACCGCUACAAAAGGAACCUUAGAAUAUAUGGCUCCCAAGCUAUUCUACAAGGAUAUGGUGGUGUCUCUUACAAAGCUGGUGUUUAUAGUUUUGGGAUGUUGCUGAUGGAAAUGGCCAGUAGGAGGAGAAAUGUAAAUGCAAAUGCUGAUCGUUCAAGCCAAAUUUUUUUCAUUCUUCCAUGUAUGAAUGAAAUGCAAAAUAAAUGUAUUUCUAUCAUAGGCAUCAUUGUGCAUCCUUUGUAAACUCUGUGUUUUGUGGAAGAAUUGCCUAAUGGCUGUCUAUUUAAAUUUCUUGGUUAGUGAGUGCUCUUGAUAUUUACAUUUCUCCUGACCUUCUCUCUCCUCCUCAAGUCCUGCAUUCGUUCCCGCGCGUCGGCUCUUGCGAGGCACGUCCCUGGUGCCCGCGCUCGCCCGGUCCGUGCUACUCGGUGAUUCUCUCUACUAAUGCAAUGACUGAGCUGAGGCGGAGAGGACUUUUAGGGACAUGGGUCAUGAAAAGUGACUUGCUUUCUAGGGGCUCCAUGGACUGUGGAGUUUGAAGCGAUUGAUACUUGCGUUCAUUUGCUUGAAGAUGGUUCUUUUCUUCUUCUUUUUUUCCCGAAGGAUUAUUUUUCAGCGGCAGUUCUUUGGGCUUGUGCAAUUCCGUAGAAUGCAUCAAUUUGUGGUCCAGAUUUCCAGUGUAUAAUUAAAAGCGGAUGUCUGAUUUUUAUGUGUAUUUUGGGUGUGCAUUCAUUAACAUAUUUGCAAAGGGUGGUGCUGAUUUGGUUUCA